Messenger RNA from Diaporthe amygdali, 981 nucleotides. RefSeq lists its product as uncharacterized. Lineage: Eukaryota; Fungi; Ascomycota; Sordariomycetes; Diaporthales; Diaporthaceae. The coding region runs from base 1 to 981 and encodes 326 amino acids. Gene Ontology annotation, cellular component: mitochondrion. The record is from RefSeq and is a predicted model, not a curated record. The transcript has 2 exons.
AUGGCUGCUACAUUCCGCACGCGGCCAUGGCUGCUUUCUUCGUCACGACCAGUGGCCCUCCCGAUGUAUCUGUCCGGGCCGCGAAUCCACCAAGCGAACAUGGAGCAGACCCGGAGCAGAAGCUUCAAGCCUGAUUCAGGAUACAAGCAAAGCAUGGGCAAUGCAAGGAGACAACGGAGUCAACAGCAAGCGACGUCAAGUAUAAUAAAACAGAUGCAUGGGGCGGACAAGCUCCAGGACGCUGGAUCGAUUUCUAUGCUGGCUCCCAGAACAAUUGUGCCCCUUCCCCUCGUCAAACAACCUCGCGCGCCCAAGGAAUUCAUGCGGUAUCACUGGGAGAUCACGAAACAGCGCUUCGUGGACCGGCUGCAGCGGCUCAUGAACUCGUGGGCGACCAAGCCCAAGUGGAACAAGAAGGCGCGCCUCCGCUCCACCAACAGCGAGAUCAUCGCCGCGGCGCGCAACCUGCAUGCGUCAAUGUCGUACUGCCUGGCCAAGGGCGGCCCUGCGGAGAAGGCGCAGCUGGCGCAGAUUUGCGUGCCGAAGCUGUACCGGUCGCUGCUCAGCGCCAUUGAGAACAGGCCGGCUGGCAAGAGUUACACGUGGGAGCGCAUCGCUGAGACGGACAAACUGUGGUGGCCCAAGGUUGUCGACAACAAGUGGACCGAGACGGACGUCGGCUUCAAGCUGUCGUUCCGCCAGGCCGUGGUCGGCAUCAAGAGCAAGCAGCGCCUGACGGAGCUCAACGCCCGGGGCCAGAAGGUCUCGGAGAAGGAUAUGGAGCUGCUGGAGUACAUUGUGUUGUGGCGGCAGGUGGACCCUGUGAACAUGACGCAGACUGACUGGCAGAUCUAUGGCACGUUGAAGGAGACGACGUUCGAGGACAUGAUGGAAGAGGUGGAAGAGAUGAACGAGGCUCAAAGGCAUAUGGCCCAAAAGAAGCUGGACACUGAGCGGAGGGCGCUUGGGGCUCGAAAAUAG